GAUAUGAACUGGGGCACUUUUAAAACCCUUCUUACAGAUGCAUUGGUGGACCAUUUGCAUCCCAUCCAGGUUCGCUAUGAGGAAAUAAUAUCUGAUCCAGCUUAUUUGGAUGGAGUCCUGGCAGAAGGUGCUACAAAAGCUGCAGCUAUAGCUGAUGCUACUCUCAAUAAUGUCUAUCAGGCAAUGGGAUUCUUGCGAAGAUGAGUGGAAUCAAUUAUAUAGCGGAAUUUAUGUGAGAUGAUAUGCAUGCAUACCUUAGCUUGGUUUUUGAUAAUUUAUCAUCACCUGCAGUAUUUUUGGAGCAUACUGGAAUGAAUGAAAGAGUUAUUUAUUAGAAAGGCCUACAAAUUCUUUGAUGGAGUUGGGUACAUAUCUCCAAUCUAGACAGGAUGUAUACAACUCAGCUGUCUUUCCUUGGGCUUAAAUUUAUCUCCUUUGGUUGGUGGCUUGCUUGGUAAGCGCAUCAAAAACUUUCGAAGAUCUCCUGGCCUAAAGAGUUGGGUUGGAGGGUUGUUUUAGCUCAGAAACUCAACUUCUCUCUCCAUUUAGCUAUUUUCAUGAAUGUUUUCGGGCUUCCAAAAUGAACCCACUGACAUAAU
Molecule: messenger RNA, 599 nt
Organism: Rubroshorea leprosula
Lineage: Eukaryota; Viridiplantae; Streptophyta; Magnoliopsida; Malvales; Dipterocarpaceae
Source: the annotation of a GenBank genome assembly